CCCAGCUUUUGUGCUGGAAGGUGGUCGUGGGUGUGAGCAGCAGAGACACAGCAGCUCUCUGUGGUGACAAGGAGAGGGUGCUUGCACCCUUUCUCCCACAGCUGACCCUAUCAUGAGGGGCAGAUUUUUGGAAUCAUGGAUUUUCCCCUUGUUCUUAGCUGGCUUCAUUCAGCCAACUCUGGGACAGGAACAGUCACAGAAGGUCAACUGCUAUGACUCGACAGAUGGAACAGUCUAUAACUAUGGAGCCCUUACCUUAGAUGGUAAUGAGUAUAUUCCUUUCCGGCACUAUGCUGGGAAGUUGAUCCUCUUUGUCAAUGUGGCCUCCUUCUGAGGACUCACGAUGCAAUACCUUGAACUGAAUGCACUACAAACUUCAUUGGGGCGUUAUGGCCUAGUCAUCCUGGGUUUUCCAUCCAAUCAGUUUGGAAAACAAGAACCUUCCGAGAACAAUGAAAUCCUUAACACAGUGAAAUAUGUAAGACCAGGGGGAGGGUUUGUUCCAAAUUUCCAGCUCUUUCAGAAAGGAGAUGUGAAUGGGGAGAAUGAACAAAAGAUCUAUACCUUUCUAAAGAACUCUUGCCCACCUGUUUCAGAAAGCUUUGGUAAUGUUUCUGGGAGACUUUUCUGGCAUCCUGUGAAGAUCCAUGAUAUCAGGUGGAAUUUUGAGAAGUUUUUGGUCAGUAAAGAAGGGAAGCCUGUGAUGAGAUGGCAUCCCAAAACUAAUGUUGCCACUGUGAAGAAUGACAUCGUAAAGUACAUGAAGAGCCAGGGGAUGCUGUAUGGCUAGAGUCCAUGCAGACUCAGGGAAGUGAGCUGAGGGGGAGGGAAGAAUGCUACUUUAUCCAGAACCAAGUCAUAAAUCAAAGAGUAGAUCAUCAUAAGUAUUAAACAGAAUGCUUUUUAAUAGCAGCAUCACUUGCACAUUUGCCCCCCACCGCAUGACAGAGUGUAACAUCCAUUUUUUAAUUUACAGAUAUCCCAAUACAUUUGGGGGAACUUGACCUUGAGUCAAUCCAGCCAUUCAGUCUCUCCCACUUCAGGUUCCGCACAGGCAAAGGUCCAUCCCUGCAAUAACUAACUGGAGACGUUCCUUGGUCACUCCCACUGUAUUGUAUGAGACUCUGACAGUGCCAUCCCAAACAAUGAACUUCUAAGGGUGUAUUUGGGAUUGCACGGUGAGUGUAGUGCAGUGGCCAAGAUUCCUGUGGUUGGGCUCCAAAGAAGAGCAGUUGUUAUAGGAAUAACAUGGAAAUCACAUGUCCCCUCCCCUUGUUAACUUAUUUAUGAAGCAAGUGCAUUACACUAAGCCACCCCCUGUUCAUGCCUUCUGUUUAUUGCUUGACACUGCUUUGCAAAGCUGUGAUAACAGCUGGAGGAUGUCACUCCUGAUUCGGUCCAACAAAGCCUCAGUGAGGAGUGGAGACAACAUUUUUGGCACCUCUGGAUAAAAUAUAUUCUCUCCUCCCCCACCCUCCAAAAUACUAAUCAGACCCACCUAAAUAGUGUUUAUGGAUUGAAAAUUCUCAAAAAUCUUUUCUGUCUCUGAGAAUGGGCAAGAAGAUCUAGGGUUCUGGGGACAUGGAAGAUGCAUCAGUAUGACGGUUAAGUCUGAAAGCUCCAGAAGAGUAGACUUAGCCUAAGCCUGCAAGGCAGCAGCAUGGCUCCUUGUGCAUUCAAGCUGUUCUGCAACGCCCUUUGCAAAGAUGCACUCGUCUUCUCAUCCCCAUGGUCUUCAACUUGCCUGUCUUCAACCCAUGCUCUCUGUAUAAAACUUGCCCAAUAAAAGCAUUCACUGAAA
Sphaerodactylus townsendi is the source of this 1801-nucleotide messenger RNA. RefSeq names its product glutathione peroxidase 3 (gene GPX3). The record is from RefSeq and is a predicted model, not a curated record. The transcript has 5 exons. Gene Ontology annotation, biological process: response to oxidative stress. Lineage: Eukaryota; Metazoa; Chordata; Lepidosauria; Squamata; Sphaerodactylidae. Gene Ontology annotation, molecular function: glutathione peroxidase activity.